AUGCUUCAACUACCUGUGCGAGAAUAUAACAGCGCGGCUUCCGGUGGAAGUACGAAGGCUAUAAUCCUGGUUGGCGGCCCCUCCAGAGGAACUCGUUUCCGACCUCUGUCUCUCGAUGUCCCCAAGCCCCUGUUUGAAGUGGCUGGCCACCCAAUUAUCCACCACUGCCUCAAGGCCCUCGCGAAGAUCCCCGAGCUCCACGAAGUUAUCCUGAUCGGCUACUACGAUGAGACCGUUUUCCGCGAUUUUAUCAAAGACUCCUCGAAAGAGUUCCCCCAAUUCCGCAUUUCAUACCUUCGAGAAUACACGGCGCUAGGUACCGCCGGUGGUCUGUACCAUUUCCGCGACCCCAUCCUCAAAGGAAAGCCGGAGCGCAUCUUCGUGCUCAAUGCGGAUGUUUGCUGUUCGUUUCCUCUGGGUGAGAUGCUGAGGUUGUUUGAGGAGAAGGAUGCUGAAGCUGUCAUUCUGGGAACUCGGGUUCACAACGACGCAGCUACAAACUUUGGAUGCAUCGUAUCCGACUCUCACACCAAGCGUGUUCUUCACUACGUCGAGAAACCGGAAUCCCACAUCUCGAAUCUAAUCAACUGCGGAGUGUACCUCUUUGCAACAGAAUGCAUUUUCCCCUCCAUUCGCAGCACCAUCAAGCGCCGGACUACUCGCCCUCGUCUGUUAUCCUAUCCUUCUUCUGACAACUUGGAAUCUUCGUUUAUCGCCGACGAUGAUUCAGAGCAAACCGAGGUUUUGCGUCUGGAGCAGGAUAUCCUCUCCGAUCUCGCUGACAGCAACCGUUUCUUUGUCCACGAGACGAAAGAUUUCUGGCGGCAGAUCAAGACCGCCGGAUCUGCUGUUCCGGCUAACGCUCUCUACCUCCAGAAAGCUUUCCAGGCGCAGUCCGAGGAGCUCGCUGCUCCCUCGGCUACCAUCGUUCCUCCCGUCUUUAUCCAUCCCACCGCAAGCGUAGACCCAACGGCAAAGCUCGGUCCUAAUGUGUCAAUUGGACCUCGCGCUGUUGUGGGUGCUGGAGCUCGUGUCAAGGAUUCAAUUGUUCUGGAAGAUGCAGAAAUCAAGCAUGAUGCAUGCGUCAUGCACUCGAUUAUUGGCUGGAGUGGGCGAGUCGGUGCCUGGGCUCGUGUGGAGGGAACGCCCAUUCCCAAUGGAAGCCACUCCACUAGCAUCAUCAAGAAUGGUGUCAAGGUGCAGAGCAUCACCAUCCUCGGAAAGGAGUGCGGUGUAGGUGAUGAGGUACGCGUGCAAAACUGUGUAUGCUUGCCGUACAAGGAGCUCAAGCGCGAUGUUGCCAACGAGGUCAUUAUGUAG
Messenger RNA from Aspergillus mulundensis, 1320 nucleotides. Its product is annotated as mannose-1-phosphate guanylyltransferase. The record is from RefSeq and is a predicted model, not a curated record. Gene Ontology annotation, biological process: biosynthetic process. The transcript is spliced from 4 exons. Lineage: Eukaryota; Fungi; Ascomycota; Eurotiomycetes; Eurotiales; Aspergillaceae. Gene Ontology annotation, cellular component: cytoplasm. The coding region runs from base 1 to 1320 and encodes 439 amino acids. Gene Ontology annotation, molecular function: transferase activity.